GAACUCCGUCGAACGAACGAACACCGAUUAUCUCCCGCGGAAAUGUCAACAAAGACCAAAAUACCACUUUUAGUGUAUAUUCUGGAUGCUAAGAUUCAGAAACAACGUCUGAAGGACAUGAAAAAUGCGGCAGCCAAGAGGAAAAUAUCAGUAACAGACACAUUUAGUACAAGUGUUACGCAUGUUGUAACAGAGUUUAAAGAAUAUGAUCAAGUGUUGCGGAAGCUUAAUAUGGCAGAUUCAAGCAGCCUAGAUGAUGUAAAUGUUGUCUCAGUACAGUGGUUUGCAGACUGUAUGAGAGCAGGCACAGUUGUCAGUGUGGAACAAAAACACAGGCUUCAGAGGACCAGUAACAGUGCACAGAGAAAUGAAGAGGUUGAUAGUACAAACCAGUCUGCAGUUUUGGCCGAGUAUGGUUGUCAAAGAGCUACGCCCUUAAGGCACUUGAAUGAGAAGUAUACAAAAGCAUUAGAAGUACUGGAGAAGUUUGCUGACCUACGAGAGGGAGACCAUGAUUAUUCCAGGGCACUAGCUUUCAGGAGGGCAUCAUGUGUAUUGAAGUCAUUACCCUUUGCUUUGUCCAGUAUACAGCAGUUACACAAUAUAACAAAUAUAGGAGACCACAGUAAAAGAGUUGUACAGGAAAUCCUUGAAGACGGGGAAUGUUUGGAAGUUGAAAAUAUUCUGAAAGAUCCUUGGUUUCACAAAAUGAAGCUGUUUACUGAAAUAUUUGGUAUUGGACCUUCAACAGCCAAGCAGUUUAUAGCCAAAGGUUGGAGCUCCAUUGAAGAGGUACAGAAAGGGCAUAAAUCAGCUGAUUGGAGAGUCCAGUGGGGUCUUGCUUUUCGUGAUGAUCUUACAACACCAGUAUUGAGGCACGAAGCUUGCUUUAUCUAUGAGUUGGUGCAAAAACAUCUUAGGAAAGUUUUGCAUGGAGCUAUUGCAACAGUCACUGGUGGAUUCAGAAGAGGUAAGACCAGUGGACAUGAUGUAGAUAUAUUGAUAACACACCCAACAGAAGACAAGAUAGUUGGAGCACUGCCUAAGUUACUGCACAGUCUAGAAUCUGCAGACACUGUUCUGUGUGGGCGGCUUGAACGUAGCACAUAUACUGAUGAUGUAUUAGCUAGAAACACAAAACUUAGCUCAAGAGGGCAACUAGACCAUUUUGAAAAAUGGAUUGGUGUUAUAAAGGUUCCCAAAAAAGUAAGAAACAGUGGUGGUGAAAGUGAAAUAAAUACCGACAUUCUUACGCCAGGCUUACAGCCAUUUGGUAAUCAGUUGAACAAUGGAAAUACUGAUAAUGGAACCUACAGAUCACAUAAUGAAAAUGUAGACAUUAGUAAGGAAGUAAAAAAGAUGGGGGCCAGUUCUACUGAAGUAAUUUAUUCAAGAAAUGGUGCAAGUGGAAACAAAGAACCUAAUGUUUUAGCAGUUGAAGAUGAUGAUACUCUAGAAGAAGUUAAAAAUGAGGUUGUGGACUCUCUAGAAGGAAGUGUUGAUGUUUCUGAACUGAAAUCAGGACAUAUUAAAGGCACUGGACCCAGUGAUAAACCCCCAGUUGAACUUGCUGCUGAGGAGAGGGACUGGAUUGCAAGGAGAGUGGACUUAAUAAUGGCUCCAUUCAGUCAGUAUUAUUACGCAUUGGUUGGUUGGACAGGAAGUAAGCAGUUCAACAGGGAUGCCAGAACUUACUCUGAGAGGAAACUUAAUAUGAAGCUGACAAGUCAUGGACUGUAUGACUAUACCCUGGGUAAGAAGGUUCCAGCAGGAAGUGAGAAGGAAGUUUUUGACAAUUUAAAGCUACCAUAUCAUGAACCUUGGGAGAGAAACUGUUGAACCUGCCGUAACAUGAACUUUGGGAGAGAAAAAAAGUAUUGAAGCCUCUGGUUAAUGAACUUUAGGAGAGAAACUUUUAAACCAUCCACUGUUCAGUGUAGUCUCUGUAGGGCAGGCACCACAUGGAAGACAAAAAUGUAUUUAUUAAUUACAGGUUAUGCUAUGAAGAGUUUAUUUUACUAAGAAUAAAUUGAAUAAUAUGUAAUUGGAAGGGGAAAAAUGUCUCUGUGAAGAGGUACAAUGCAUUUACUUAUCACAGGACUGGUGCCAUUAAGAGAAGUUACACUGUAUUCCAAUAUUUCUGAAAACUACCAGUAUCUGAACCUAAAAUUUAGAUGCGUAAAAAAAUAAGAUUUAUUCAAUAUAGAUUACUUGGAGUAUGUCUGUUGUAGAUGUCUCUUUUUUAAUCUUUAAUAGAAAAAACAAUCUUUUCCUAAAGACAAAUUUUCCUGUCUUUGAAAAUCCUGCAGAAUUUCAGUUUAUUUCAAGAAGCCUUAAAUAAAUGUUCCUUGUUUCAUCAGUGCUGUGUUUAAAAAAUACCAGGUAUUUGAUAUGCAGAGCCUUUUGUAUUAGUAAGAUAUUCUUCACGAAAAUAUGUAAAUCCUUACCUGGUAGUUGUUUUAAAUAUCUUAAGAAAACGUUGUUUCUUUUCUGUUAGUUGUUUUUCAAUAUGUUAAGAAAACAUCAGUACUUUGUCAAUUCCAAUUUUCACUGAUCUUUUAAGCAAACAAAAACGAAAUAUCUCCUGCUGUCUGUUUUGGACAAGAAAGUUAUAAUGACGAAGUAUAUUACAUGGAGAUUAACUUUUGUAAAUUCAUGAAUGGCUUUGAUAAAUGUGAAAGAAUAACAUUUUUGCUCAAUUUAGCAAUUUAUUUUGUUGUAUAUUUGCAUGUUAUUUUGUUUUUGAGUACAGUAGAACCCUGCUAGUAAGACCUCAUGUGGGUCCUUUAAAUACUGGUCUUAAACAGAACUGUCUUACUAUUGGAUUUAUUUUACAAAUACUUAUAAACCUCUGUCUCAGUUUAGAAAUAAAAAUAAUUCAGAUUGUUUUUCUACAUGGAGAUUAACUUUUGUAAAUUCAUGAAUGGCUUUGAUAAAUGUGAUAGAAUAACAUUUUUGCUCAAUUAAGCAAUUUAUUUUGUUGUAUACAGUCUAACCUGUCUUAAGCAGCCAGCCAAGGGAAGCAGACAAUUUGGCCGCUUAAGCCAGGUGACCGCUGAUCGGAGGUGCAGCCAGUAUAUGUAUUUUUCAGACUUCUGACCAGUCUAUAGCCUUUAGGCCCAUUUCUUUUUGGGUUUUCUUUUAUUAUUUUACCAGGAUACAAUGACGUGCAUUUGCCUUCGCAAUACGAAUGGUAUUCUUAACAAUCUAAAACUCCGGCGUGUUUUUUUUACUACAAAAAUUGUUACAGACAAUUUUCCAACUUCAAAACAAGUUUGUUUACAAUUUUCGCCAUUUUGGUAAGGGACGCUACUCUCGGCGCUUAUUGUCUACGCUAAAUCUAAGAUUGCCGUUACGUUCCGUAAAAGAUAGAGUGGUUUAUUAUUUUUUUUUUUUCAAACACAAUAUCGUAUAAAUUUAAAAGUAUUUUGAUGACAAAAGUAUACAAAAUCACAAAUAUUAUGCUACUAAUUAAUUAUCGAAUAUUAUCUUUAACCGAGGUCAAACUGUGAACAACAAAUUUGACACGAGGCGACACGUUAAUUGCCGAUAAUUACUGGCCAUUUGAUCAUAACAAAAGGGGAUUACACCUUUGGUUAUCAGUUUUAAUUGAGAAGCUCAUGUCAUUUUGUCGUUCUUAUGGUGAAGUCACGCGAAACUUAGCAACCACGUGCUUCUCAAAAUCGGGUAUCUUCGGCGAUUAUUGCCUAAAAAUAAUUCGUUUUGGAAGAAAAAUGGCCGCUGAAAGGGGUCAGAUACGGCGGUCGGGAGGCAAUUUCGGUGGCCGCUGACCGCGGACGGCAGGUGGCCGCUGAAUAAAGUGAUAAAAUAGAGGAAAAUCCGUCGGGGGCGUCAUAAAAUGGCCGCUGAACGGAGGUGACCGCUGAUCGGAGGUGACCGUUAGUACAGGUUAGACUGUAUUUGCAUGUUAUUUUGUUUUUGACUACAGUAGAACCCUGCUAGUAAGACCUCAUGUGGGUCCUUUAAAUACUGAUCUUAAACAGAACUGUCUUACUACUGGAUUUACUUUACAAAUACUAAUAAACCUCUGUCUCAGUUUAGAAAUAAAAAUAAUUCAGAUUGUUUUUCUACAUUGAGAUUAACUUUUGUAAAUUCAUGAAUGGCUUUGAUAAAUGUGAUAGAAUAACAUUUUUGCUCAAUUUAGCGAUUUAUUUUGUUGUAUAUUUGCAUGUUAUUUUGUUUUUGACUACAGUAGAACCCUGCUAGUAAGACCUCAUGUGGGUCCUAUAAAUACUGGUCUUAAACAGAACUGUCUUACUAUUGGAUUUACUUUACAAAUACUAAUAAACCUCUGUCUUAGUUUAGAAAUAAAAAUAAUUCAGAUUGUUUUUCUACCGGUCAUGAUGUUGCUAGAAAAGAAACAAGAAUUGUAAUUUACAAAAUUAAUGAUAUGUUGUUUUUUAUAUUGUCUUGAACUUUUUAAGCUCAACUAUUUUAAUUUUUUCCAAUACAAGAGCUUUUGGUUAAAACAAUAUUUUAUUAAUCACAAUUCAUUUACAACAUGUACAUACAAUGUAUAUCAAAAAGGCAUACAGGAUUGAGCUUUUGUUGUCAACCAUUUGUUAGCAUUGGAAUCUGCACUUUUGUUCUGAAAGUUUUGAGCAUUUGAGCAGAAUUCUCUAAAACUAAGCUAAAGCUAAAUGUGUUUAAUAGUCACACACGUCUUUGAGAUGUCCAGUCAUAGGGCAAGUUACAUCAGUCUCUCUAGCUAAUGUUUUGUUAAAAUUAGAUGUUUUGACAUCUUGAGAAGACCUCACUGAGCAAGUUUACAUAAUGCCUGUUCUAUUAAAAUUGCUUCCCAUUUUAAUGUAGAUUUUUUUUGGAAUUUUUUUUAUUUUGAGCUUGUUUUUCAAACUCAAACAAAUGUUUUCAAAUUCUACAACAUCUUUGGUAUCUUAAGAUGACCUCAUGUAGCAGGUGUGAUGACUCUUCUCAUACUUUCUGUCAGAAUUAUGCCCCGUUUUCACUUAGUGAAAGUUUAAAUAUCAUAAGGUAUGUUUUCUGCAUGUUUAGCACGGUUACAUGUCACGAACUUACAAUUUAGAAAAUUUUACAAUCGAGUUCAAAACAAUUUCAAAACAAAAAUGAAAAUUUAUGAUUAUUAACAAAAUGUAUUUAGUUAUAAUCUUUCAUCUGACUGUUAAUCUUUUCCAUUUGUUUAACCCUUAUCAUGCUGGACAUGAUUGAUUCUGCCUUUGCGACCAGUGUAGAUCAUGAUCAGCCUGCAUGUCCAUGCAGUCUGAUCAUGGUCUGCACUGUUCACCAUUCAGUCAGUAUUUUUUUGGUAAGCAUCCCUUUUAACAGUUAAUGGCACUGUCCAAGUUGAAAGAUGGACAAGUUCAUUAUAGAAAUUUAGUAGGGUAAGGUUUAACACAGUUUUCAAGGUAAAAAAAGAGAAGAAAUUCACUUGUCCCAUAAGAAUUCUAGUUAUUUAUUAUGUUUAAUGCAUUUAACUCCUCUCAUUUUACAUAAACAUUUAUAGACAAAAAGAUGUUAAAGCAUCAAAAAUUGGUCGUAUUAAUGGAAGUUUGGGGCAGUUGGUGUUGACAUAUUAUUAGCAAAUGGCAGGGAGAUCUUUUUAAAGAGGUUUGCAACCAUUGAAAUAGUACAGAAAAAAUUAAUACCUUGAAAAAGUGGCCUUUGUAAUUAGGUGGUCUUAGGGAUGGUCUUAACGCAAGGUUCUACUGUAUGUAGUUUUGCUGUUUACAUGUUUACAGUGUAUUUUUAGUUUUAAGUAAUGUUACUGGUUAUUAUAAUAUUUUUGUUAGAUUUUUGUAGGAUAGGUUCUUUUUUCAUUUACAGAUUUUAAAGUAAAUAUUUUCAUAAUUAGAUUCACUGUUAGUUUGUAAUCUGCUCUAAAAAUACAGAAUAUUUAUGUCUAUCUGUUUAAGACAGUUUAUAUGAAUGUUCCAGAUUAAUUUUUAAGUAAAAGUGGAAGUAAAUUUCACUGAUUUAUGAAAUUUUUGUUUUCUACUGUUGAACUGGACAAGUAUACCUCAGCUGAUGUUCUGUUAAACAUUGGUAGUCUGAUAGUAUUUUAAAAUAUGUAUUAUAAUUACUAUUAUUGUUGAUUGAUAUACUUCUAGAGAGAUUCAUGGCAACUCAAAGACUUGUUUAAAUUUUUACAGCCAUAGCAUUGUUGUAUACCUUUACAGUAAUGAAAUACAAAUGAAAUUAAUAAAUUAUAAGUAGAUUU
Messenger RNA from Mercenaria mercenaria, 6217 nucleotides. Its product is annotated as DNA nucleotidylexotransferase-like. Gene Ontology annotation, biological process: double-strand break repair via nonhomologous end joining. Lineage: Eukaryota; Metazoa; Mollusca; Bivalvia; Venerida; Veneridae. Bases 43 to 1839 code for a protein of 598 amino acids. The record is from RefSeq and is a predicted model, not a curated record. Gene Ontology annotation, cellular component: nucleus. Gene Ontology annotation, molecular function: DNA binding; DNA-directed DNA polymerase activity. The transcript is spliced from 11 exons.